UACGGAUAUAUCGGUAUGAAGAUCCUACCUUUGUCUGUAUAUCUCUGGUCUCUGCUUGGGUUGUUCUUGUUCUUCUUCUUUAGCUUCUCGAAUUCAUACACGGUUGGUUUCGGUGUCGAAGGCUUUGAAGGUUCUAAACCACAAGAUGAUUCUUCUGUGCCCUUCAAAGAUGAUCGACUCGAUGAAGUCAAAAGGGAAUGUAGAUCUUUUAUAUCUUCUGCUUCUGAACUGAAACCAGAUGAUGGUAGAGUGUAUAGAAUAAAAAAUGAGCUCAAUUUCAUGAAUGGGGAUUGGGUUCAGCAGGGGGGUGAGGCACCGUUGAUGCCAUUUGAUGACAGUGACAUGCCCAAAAGCUCUUCGUCUCUACAACAUGAUUUGAACUUAAUUUCUUUCUGGGUCACGGGUGUUGAUUCUGCUCGUCCAUCUAAGAAGAUGGUUAGUGUCAAUGGAAUGUUGUUUAUGGGCAUUACCAGAAAUGGCUCGUUUGGCUACAAACCCUAUGGUCAAAACCCUCAGUUUCAGAUGUUUCCGGGACAUUCUCAGCUGACCAUCUUCUUCCAAGGGAUUUAUACAGAAACAGAGAAGAACGGAGGGGAGCGAGUGAUGUGUUUGAUGGGGAAUGCGAUGUUGCCUUCUCGUCAAACUGAUUCUUCUGAUCCAUGGGAAUGGGUGAAGUAUUAUCGACCAACUCUUCUGCAAGAUGAUCAGAUUUUGCUUUUACUUCACUACCCAAAGACCCUCACCUUGACCACUAGGGCAAUCCGUGGAGAAAUGAAAAGCUUAAACCAGAAAUCAAAUAUUAAGUUCUUUGAUAAGGUUCAAAUUUCUUCUCAGUUGGGUGCUUAUGCAAACUACCAGUUUGGUUCCACAGAGCUUGUUUCUGAGGCUUGUGACCCAUAUCCAUAUGCAGAUUGCUUGAUGAAUGAUGGUAUUGAUGUUUAUAGAGGCUCUGAAUUUUGUGGGAUUCUUCAGCGAUUUACGUCUGGAGAAGCUUUCUCUUUUGUGCCCAACUGGAGAUGUAAUAGCUCAGACUCAGAUGACUAUUGCCGCAAGUUGGGUCCAUUCAUGACAGGUAGGGAGAUUAAUUCCACGGAAGGGGGUUUUAAAAAUGUUAGGCUUCUUAUGCAGGAUGUGAGGUGUGAGCCAAGACUUGGGCAAGGUAAUGAAAGCGCAAGGGUGUCCGCUUGGUUUAGAGCAGUGCCUCCAUUUGAAUAUCAGUAUUCCGCUAUGGAGAGAACAGGUCUUAGCAAUAUGACUCUAACUACUGAGGGAAUUUGGAGCUCUUCGACAGGGCAGCUGUGCAUGGUUGGAUGUAUCGGACUUGCAGACCCAGAAUUGGAUGGAUGCAAUUCACGAAUCUGUUUGUAUAUUCCCAUUUCAUUUUCCAUUAGGCAGAGAAGCAUCAUAUUGGGUAGCAUUUCGAGCAUCAAUAAAAAAACUGGUUCAUACUUCCCUCUAUAUUUUGAAAAGGUAAUGCAGCCCUCAGAGCUGUGGGACCGAUUCAGCACUUCUUAUCUAUCGUACAAAUACUCAAAAUUCAAUCAAGCGGGUGUCAUCCUAGAGAGGAACCAACCUUCUAACUUCCGAGCAGCUUUUAAGAAAUCAUUCCUCAAAUAUCCUAAACUUGAAGAUUCGGCGGGAUUUAUGGUCAGCCUUUCUGUUCUCUCAGAAGACCUUAUUCUUCAUGUUUCUGCAAUUCCAGAUCCAGUGCCAAAGGUCCAUAUACAAAGAACAUCUGUCCAAAUGGAGGUAAUCUCUCUUGGACCAUUGCUUGGGCAUUACUGGUCAAUGGGAAAUGGUUCUGCGGUAGAAGAUGAGAUUCCAUUCGUAGCUAAAACUGAAUCUACUGAAAGACAGCUCCUUCUGAAUGUCUCAGCUCAGCUGACACUUUCUGGAAAACUUUACAGCAAUGUCUCUGUGUUGUUCCUGGAGGGUUUAUAUGAUCCAACUACUGGAAAAAUGUAUCUGAUUGGUUGCAGGGAUGUUCGUGCUUCAUGGAAGAUCUUGUUUGAGAGCAUGGACCUUGAAGCUGGGUUAGAUUGUUUGAUUGAAGUGAUAGUAGAAUAUCCACCAACAACUGCCCGGUGGUUGGUGAAUCCAACGGCAAGGAUUUCAAUCUCGAGCCAAAGGAAUGACGAUGAUCCCCUCUAUUUUAGCCAGAUCAAACUUAUGACACUUCCUAUUCUGUAUCGAAGGCAGAGGGAGGACAUACUUUCACGCAAAGGUGUUGAAGGGAUCCUUCGGAUUCUUACACUUUCAAUGGCAAUUGCUUGUAUACUAAGUCAAUUGUUUUACAUCAGAGAAAAGAUUGAAGCUGUUCCCUACAUAUCUCUUGUCAUGCUAGCUGUUCAAGCUCUUGGGUACAGCAUUCCACUCAUUACAGGGGCUGAGGCUCUCUUUAGACAGAUGGGCUCUGAAUCUUAUGAAAGGCCUUCUUACGAUCUUGAGAAAAAUCAAUGGUUCCAUGUAAUUGAUUACACUGUUAAGUUUCUCGUACUGGCUGCUUUUCUUCUCACCCUUAGACUUUGCCAGAAGGUAUGGAAAUCUCGCAUCAGACUGCUCACACGCACACCUCUAGAACCAGGUCGUGUCCCAAGUGAUAAGCAAGUUUUUAUUAUCAACCUGAUCAUACACGUGGUAGGGUUUGUAAUUACUCUCAUUGUUCAUGCUAUUAAUGCAAGCCAGAGGCCGAUUCCACCUGAAAAGUAUAUAGAUCAACGAGGAAAUAUCAAUACCCUGUGGGAGUGGGAAACCACACUAGAGGAGUAUGUGGGUCUCAUCCAAGAUUUCUUCCUACUUCCUCAAAUUGUUGGCAACUACUUGUGGCAGAUUCACUGUGAACCCCUCCGGAAAGUUUACUAUGUUGGGAUCACCGUAGUGAGACUUCUUCCUCAUGUUUAUGACUACAUACGAGCUCCAGUUUCUAAUCCCUAUUUCUCUGAGGAGUAUGAGUUUGUGAAUCGAAGCUUGGAUUUCUACUCAAAGUUUGGGGAUAUUGCAAUACCACUUACAGCAGUUGUGCUUGCAAUCAUAGUCUACAUUCAGCAGAGAUGGAGUUAUGAGAAACUCAGCCAGACUCUUAACUCAAGGCCUUAUAACAAGCUUCUCCCAUUGGGAUCAAAAGUGUAUGAGAGGUUGCCCUCAAUGUCAUUUGAAGCCGAGCUUGUCUCAGGGGCGAAUAAUUCAGAGGAACAUGGGAGUGAACGAGAGGAUGAGCAAUGAUUGACCGAUGUUUUACCCCUAGAAAAGGCUGAGCCGGUGGGAGUUCUUGCAGUUAUGUUAAAUUAGGUAUAAUCCAUAACGUGUUGAACUAGAGAUGUUGAGUAUGAGCUUCUUUUUUGUUUCUUUCUUGUUCUUCCCUGAUCUGAUUAAUAUCAUUCGGUUGCUUUUCUGAC
This is a messenger RNA of Telopea speciosissima, 3395 nucleotides long. RefSeq lists its product as uncharacterized. Lineage: Eukaryota; Viridiplantae; Streptophyta; Magnoliopsida; Proteales; Proteaceae. The record is from RefSeq and is a predicted model, not a curated record. Bases 16 to 3222 code for a protein of 1068 amino acids. The transcript has a single exon. Gene Ontology annotation, cellular component: intracellular membrane-bounded organelle.